Molecule: messenger RNA, 8087 nt
Organism: Antechinus flavipes (yellow-footed antechinus)
Lineage: Eukaryota; Metazoa; Chordata; Mammalia; Dasyuromorphia; Dasyuridae
Gene: PHF2
Product: PHD finger protein 2
Exons: 22
Coding region: 265-3462 (1065 amino acids)
Biological process (GO): protein demethylation; regulation of transcription by RNA polymerase II
Molecular function (GO): histone demethylase activity; transcription coregulator activity
Source: RefSeq, a predicted model, not a curated record
CCGGCCUGACCGGCGGCAGCGGCGGCUGCAGCAGCGGGGGCAGCCCCGGCCCCGGCCCCGGCCCCUGGCCCGCCGCUGCCUGGACACUGGGGCUGUGGUUUUUGCCAACGGGAGCCGGUGCGGGAGCUGGAAGAGAAGAAGGAGGUGGAGGAGAAGGAGGAGGAGGAGAAGAAGAAGGAGGAGGACUAGCGGCGGCGGCGGCGGCUGUCGGAGGAGCGAGGAGCGGCGGCGGCGGCGGCGGCUGCAGGAACAGCGGCAGCUAACAUGGCGACGGUGCCUGUCUAUUGCAUCUGCCGGCUGCCCUACGACGUUACCCGCUUCAUGAUCGAGUGCGACGCCUGUAAGGACUGGUUCCACGGCAGCUGUGUCGGUGUGGAAGAGGAGGAGGCCCCAGAUAUCGACAUAUACCAUUGUCCAAACUGUGAGAAAACUCACGGAAAGUCUACCUUGAAAAAAAAAAGAAAUUGGCAUAAACACGACACUGGGCAGACAACAGAUGUCAAACCUGUUCAGAAUGGGAGUCAAGUGUUCAUCAAAGAGCUGAGGAGCCGAACCUUCCCCAGUGCGGAUGAUGUUGUCGUCAAAGUGCCCGGCAGCCAGCUGACCUUGGACUACCUGGAGGACCGCGGCUUCACAGAGCCCAUCCUGGUCCCCAAGAAGGAUGGCUUAGGGCUGGCCGUCCCAGCCCCGACGUUUUACGUUAGUGACGUUGAGAAUUAUGUGGGCCCAGAGAGAAGUGUGGAUGUGACCGACGUCACCAAACAGAAAGACUGCAAGAUGAAACUGAAGGAGUUUGUGGAUUACUACUAUAGCACCAAUCGGAAACGGGUCCUCAAUGUCACUAAUCUGGAGUUUUCUGACACCAGAAUGUCCAGCUUUGUAGAACCUCCAGAGAUUGUGAAAAAGUUAUCCUGGGUAGAAAACUAUUGGCCCGAUGAUGCCUUAUUGGCCAAACCCAAAGUGACCAAGUAUUGCCUGAUUUGUGUGAAGGACAGUUACACUGACUUCCAUAUAGACUCCGGAGGGGCCUCAGCCUGGUACCAUGUGCUCAAGGGGGAAAAGAUCUUUUAUCUCAUCAAACCAGCCUCCGCGAAUCUCUCUCUGUAUGAGCGAUGGCAGUCGGCUGCCAAUCACAGUGAGAUGUUCUUUGCCGACCAAGUGGACAAAUGCUAUAAGUGUACAGUGAAGCAAGGCCAAACGUUGUUCAUUCCUUCAGGUUGGAUAUAUGCAACACUAACCCCUGUAGACUGCCUGGCAUUUUCAGGACAUUUCCUUCACAGCCUGAGUAUUGAAAUGCAGAUGAGAGCGUACGAAGUGGAGAGAAGAUUGAAAGUCGGCAGUCUGACCCAGUUUCCCAACUUUGAAACUGCCUGCUGGUAUAUGGGGAAGCACCUGCUGGAGACGUUCAAAGGAUCACACAAAUCUGGUAAGCAGCCACCUCCCCAUAUAGUCCAAGGAGCUAAAAUACUGAACGGUGCAUUCAGGUCAUGGACUAAAAAGCAGGCCUUAGCAGAACAUGAAGAUGAACUUCCAGAGCAUUUCAAACCAUCCCAGCUUAUCAAAGACCUUGCCAAAGAGAUACGACUCAGCGAGAAUGCAUUGAAAGUCACUAAACCCGAAGUCGGUGCCAAUGUCUCUCCCAAGGAAGUCUGCCCCAUGGAGAAGGAGAAGGAGGAGCCCCCUUCCCCUGUACAGGUCACCCCACCUCCCUCCCUGGUGGAAAAAUCUUCUAAAAAAAAGACUCCCAAAACGAUGAAACCACCCAAACCAUCCAAGAUCCCCAAGCUUCCCAAACUCCCCAAACCACCGAAGCCUCCAAAGCCCCCGAAGCCCCCCAAAGCUCCCAAGAUCAAGGAAGGAGGCAAGAAGAAGGGGAAGAAGUCCAAGGAGUCGGCUUCCCCCACCAUCCCCAACUUGGACUUGCUCGAAGCCCACACGAAGGAGGCACUGACCAAGAUAGAAACGCCAAAGAAAAGCAAGGUUUCAAAGAAUGUUUUAAGUGUCCCCAGCAAAGAAGUCAGUAAUAAGCAAAAUGACAUGGAGAGGUUUGAAAUCCGGGAACAGAAUAAGACCAAAACAGAAGCCAAGUGGAAAUAUAAGAAUAGCAAACCUGAUUCCUUAUUGAAAAUGGAAGAAGAACAGAAAUUGGAAAAAACUCCUUUAUCAGGAAAAGAUAAUAAAUUUAUGUUUUCUUUCUCUAACAAGAAACUUCUAAGCUCCAAGGGCAUUAAAACCCAGACAAGUCCCGGGGUAUUUGGGUCCUUACAGAACUUCAAGGAAGACAAAACCAAGCCCAUUCGGGAUGAAUAUGAAUAUGUGUCUGAUGAUGGAGAGCUCAAAAUUGAUGAAUUUCCAAUUAGAAGAAAGAAAAACACAACAAAAAGAGAUUUGUCCUUUUUAUCAGAUAAGAAGGAAACCAUCCAGCACACACCCGUGAAGAAGCCAAAGGUUGAAUCAGUAUUAUACAAGAGUGAUGAUUCAUCAGAUGAGGAUUCUCUCCAUAUUGAUACGGAAGCCAAGCCAGGCCGCAAUUCCAAAGUAAAGAAGGAGAGUGGGAGUUCAGCAGGGAUUCUGGAUCUUUUGCAGGCCAGCAAAGAAGUCGGAGGUUUAGAGUAUAACACCAACAGCCAGCCACCUGCCUCCCCCAGCACACAGGAAGCUAUUCAGGGAAUGUUGUCCAUGGCAAACCUCCAGUCUUCAGACUCCUGCCUGCAGACGUCGUGGGGCACCAACCAAGCAAAGAGCAAUUCCAUCUCAGCCCAGAACUCGAAGAAGAAUGGGGGAGGGAGCAACAAGAGUGCCGGGAAACGGCUCUUGAAGAAAAGCACAAAGAACAGCAUUGACAUUGAAGACUAUGAGGAAGACCAGGAUCACCUGGAUGCCUGCUUCAAAGACUCAGAUUAUGUCUAUCCCUCCCUGGAAUCUGAUGAAGAUAAUCCUAUAUUCAAGUCUCGGUCAAAAAAGAGAAAAAGCUCAGACGAUGCUCCAUACAGCCCGACAGCAAGGGUUGGGCCUUCAGUGCCUCGGCAAGAUAGACCUGUUCGAGAAGGGACGAGGGUGGCUUCCAUUGAGACUGGGCUGGCAGCGGCCGCAGCCAAGCUGUCCCAACAGGAGGAGCAAAAAGGCAGGAAGAAGAAAAAUACCAAAAAGAAAUUGUCACCGAACAACACUAAUAAGGUCUCCCAGGAGAGCAGCUCGCCUGAACCUAAGCUGGAGUCCCAUAGCAGCAGCCUCACUGACCACGAGUAUACAGCAGGAGCCAGCACCUUUGGAGGGGCCCAGGUCACUCGAGGCUCCCAGCCCAUGGCACCUGGAGUCUUCCUCACCCAGAGGAGGCCGUCCUCGUCGUCCCAGAAUAAUGCAGCUGCCAAAGGAAAACGCACGAAAAAAGGCAUGGCGACAGCCAAACAGAGGCUGGGGAAGAUUUUGAAAAUACACCGGAAUGGGAAGCUCCUUCUUUAAUAUUGGAGAGACCAGGACUUUUCUCCCCAGCCCAGGACUUCUUCCUGAGCCAACACUAAAUCUUCAGCUCUUGGAGGACUGCCGUAGUUACUGCGCUUCAUCCUAGGGAGGACCCCAGUUAACUUUUUGUCACCACUCAAAAUAGUUGUUUUUAACUUUCAGCAGUCAGAGUGUACAGAGCACUGCUAUAAAUAUUUUUUAAUAUAGACGUCCGUUCUCAAGUUGCUGAGAGUGACCAUUUCGCAAAAAGUUAACCCAAGAAUUUGAGGACCAUUCCAGUCUUAGGAGAGUAUCCCUUGAACGUGUUCCCAAGUGCAAGGUGGUUUUGCUUGAAGAGAUGCUGUCAGUCUGGAGCACACUCCCUUUGAAAAAGGAAGUGUGGACCAACGCCAGAGGCAUCUGGGUACGGAGCUUGAAAAGGAGGUCGGAGUUGGUAAAAUGCUGGCGCUUGCCAGAGGUUAACAAAAGAAAACAAACAGAAAAAGAGAGAAGGGACGCUCCGUUCUUUUUUUUUCCCUUUCUUUUUUCUCCCCAAGUCAUUUUCAGACACAUGCCGAAAGCACUCAACUUGAUUUCUGAGUUCAGUUCUUUUCUUCCCUGUUAGGAGGUUUGACUGCAGGGGGGAACGAAGGGUAUUAACUGCACAGAAGCACUUGGAAUUAGGAGACCACCUUGGAGACCAGAGCGAUGUCUGUCUCUGCACAGGCUUAGGGACGGGUUUGGGGGCAGCGGGGAGACCCUUGGGCGCUGGUACUCCUCAGCCCAGCCGUAGCUGCGGGAUGGAGACUGGGCUGGGCGAAUGGCAAAUGUGGAUACGGGGGAGGGGUCCCCCGGGAGCGUAGGUUCUUAGCUAAGGCUUGGUGUUCUCCAGAGCUUGAGAGACGAGCUCCCUAGAAACUGAGGCCGCGCAAGGUACAAGGACGAGCGGGGGAGCAUCCCCCGAUGAGCCCCGCCCAGCUCGAUGGGUGUGAUUGGCUGCGGGGAAGACGGCCCCUGCGGGCGCGCCUCCCCGCCGGUGUCCGUGGAGCCCCUCAAAGCACUUGUUACCAGAGAAAGCGGGCUGAAGUCUGAGGAGGGGGCUGCACUAGCAGGCCAGCGGGGGUCUGGCGGCCCGACCGGUCCGGUCAGGGCCGACGUUGGGCUGAUUGACAAUUUGACUGGAUAUUUUUGUCUUUUUAACUCUUAGCGUUUGGUGUAGAGUGCUUUUAUCUUCCAUUAAGCGGCUUGUCUGCACAUAAACACUGAGGGGGGUGGGGUGGUAUUUGUUUCUCAGGCAAUCCCGUCUUUUAAUUUUAGAUGUGUUUUCCUAAGGCAUAUUUUUCAUAGAAUGUAGCUUGUAAAUAGCUUUUUAAAAUGACUUCUUUUUAUAAGAGUAAAAGUAUCUUUAGAAAUUCCUUUCUAUAGAAUACUUCAUUAACAUUUAUACGAGUUUUUUGCCGAGUAUGAUAAACUGUUGUAUUUUCGUUUGAUUCUUUAAAAAAAAAAUUCCUUUUUUUGUUUUUGGUUUUUUUUUUGUUUUUUUUAUUUUCCGUUUUUUUUUUUCCCCCUUUGGAAUUAGGUAUUGCCUGAAAAACAAGUCACGUCGGUGCAGUCUUAUACAGAAUCAAAUAGUACAAAAAGAAAUCUAUUUAAGACACAUUUUGAAGAUGACUCUUCAACUUUAAUACCAGCUCUUUGUUUUCAUUCUUGUAUGAUGAGGGGGGGAUACAGUUAUUUUACUAGCACCUUGUGAAGUGUUUCUGUGUUUUGUGAUGAUGUAAUUUAUUAAUGUUUGUAGCUUUUUAUAUUUGUAUAUUUCUUAUGAGCUUUGUUUAUAUACCCAUUACCUGGAUGAAAUGUCCAUGAGAAAACAGCUACAGGAAACAACUGAGGCCUUAUUAACUAACCCACAUCCUGUUCGAGUGGGACAUGGGCUAGAAAGACUGGGAAAGAUAGAAGAGUUAGUCUAAUGGGGCCCCAGACUUAAUCCAAACAGGUGUUUUUAAAGCUUCCUUUGACACUGUUCUUUGUCCAGCAUUUAUAUUAAUCUAAUCCAGGCAUCAAGCUAUUUUUUUUUAAUUAUUUUUUUUCGCAACAUGUACAUUUCUAACAAAGUUUAUUGUGGCUAUUACAGUGUUUUAUUUACUGAUUCAUAUCAAAUGCUCUUGUAUCAAGUCCAUGGAAUCUAAGUAAACUUAGAUCAAAGUUUAAAAAAGUAAAAUAUUUCAGGUUUUGUACAGAACGGUGUUUCUGCAGUUUUCUGCCUUAUUGAUCUGAUUGAAGUAACAGUAGCAAGAAUGGUCAUAAUAUUUGUACUAAUAACAAUCAUAGCUUGGCAUUUGACCACCCUGUACUUUAAAGGCUGCAAAGUGUUUUUUAUCCAUAAUCUCUCAGAAUUCUAAGUAUGUGGUUUUUGCUCCAUUCUUAAUAGUCACAUCUAUCCUGAAUUUAACAGAGAAUCUUUAGGAAAGUGAGGGGAAAUGACCACUUUUCCUCCUUAGACCUGUUUCUUCUGUCAAGUGAAAGUCAUCCUGUAAAACCACACUGUGCCUGACCAUUGCUCUCUGGACACCCUCAGGAGUUUGUUGGAGAGGAACAAUCUGUGAAAGGUCCUGGACAUCCCCAAUUGUCAUUGUAGUACCAUUGCUUUAGUUGCUGGUUAAAAAAGGAUAGCCAAGGAGAGUGUGACUUGGUGUGUGUGUGUUGAGGAGAAAUUAAAAACAACUGCACAAAAUACAACACCUUCUAUCUUGGAAAACAUGAUGAGGUUUUAAUUUUUUUUUUUUUUUUAUUAAUGCCAUUCUAAAACCUAGUGAAGUUUCGGCUAAGGAAAGGGAUUAUACCACCAGCCUAGGGUAGGAAUGAUUAUAACACAGUUGAUGAGAGAUUGAAACAAUUCCUGAACUGAGACUAAUUUACAUCAUUAAAUCAAAUUUUGUGAAGCUUACAAAGGAAACACACCUUGUUGCAUGAACCUCCAUUUUGCAGUCCUUAACCUAGGAGGCAAAACAAGGAAUGUUACCAUUUCUCACCCAAUAUUGCCUGUAAGUAGGUUAGGACUUUGGUAACAUUUGAAUUUAAAUAGGAUCAUUGGCCUUUCCUGGUUUCAGCGACUUUCCUGACUGUUAUCUAAGGGGUAGAAAUGCUGAAUUUUUGCCAAAGGGCAAUGUGGGGGAGUGCAUGGGCCAUUUGGUCCCUGAGAAAAGACUAAUUUUGAAUCCAGACACUUGUAUGGCCCUGAGUUGAGUAAACUCUUCUGAAUCUGUUCAUCUGUAAAGUGGGGGCUAAGAACACAGGUAGUCUUAACUCAGGAUGAUGAUUAAUAGCCCAAAGAGCUGAUUUAUGUAAAGAACUUUGAAAGCUUUCUACAUCAAUGGUAGCUAUAAAGGGCUUACAUCAAUGGUAGCUAUAAUUGGGUACAGGAAACCUCUGGCUGUAAAAACAUAGAAAGCCUUAGGUCUACCAACUCCAAGUUUCCAAGGUGGUCUUUGUUGGAAACUCAGACCUUUAAGCCUCUCUAAUUUCAUGCAUUCAAAGGAUCUUGGUAUUAAAAGUACAAGGGACUUUAUUUAGAUAGAGAUCACCUAGUCUAACCCUUUUAUAGAUGGAAAAACUGAGGCCUAAAGAUGUGAGACUCAGAUUCAUCUGGGUAGGAAUUGGAGCCAGGAUUCAGUCCAUCUGACUUGGAAUACAUUGCUCUUUCUGCUAUGCUGCCAAGGGAACUAGGAGUAAACAAGUGACUCCGGCAGUAGGAUUGUACAACUGUACCAAGUUUGCCCUCCUCGGCCGCUGGCCGGCACCAUGGACUCCUGGGCCUUGGAGAGGAGGCGUCUGGAAUCCCAAAGCCAACAAUUCCUGGGAGCUGACAUAUUUUUCCAGCACCUUUGGAUUUAUUACUUUCCUCAUAAUCUUGUGGGGGGUGGGAAGUAAGGUUUGCAAAGGUAAGAUGGUUAGUGCCCCAAUUCCUGGUCUUCCAGCUCCCAAGACCAGUGCAUUGUCCAUACCACUCAUCCUGCUUGAAGCUGAAUUUUCAUCUGGAGGAGCCAUGGGCCUGAGUUGGAAGUUGGGUUGAUUAGGAGAAAGGUAGGCUGAGGGAUAUUGAAAAUAGCCUGUGAGACUUUAUUGGGUCUUAGGAAAUCCUAAAUCUGUAAAGAUGCAAGGGGAAGAGUAGAGGAUAAGGGGAGGAGUGGGAAUUUUACCUGGCAUAUGGAAGCUUUGAAGGCAGAUGUCACAUCCAAUGAGGAUUCCAAUUGUCUCCUUUAAUGAAAGUUGGGGCCUCCUACAGAAGCAAAAGGACUGGACUUGGAAGGCAGAAGACCUUAUUUUGAAUCUGGGUUUUCUUACUGAAUAAUGUCACUUUAGGCAAAUCCCCAUUUCCUCAGUUUUCCCAUUUGAAAGGUUUAGAUCCUUAAGGUCACUUCCCAGCUGUGACAUUGAUGAAUAUUGAAUUAAUGGAAUUUUCACAAAGUUCAAAUGUAUACUAGUGAAGGCCCUAAAUCUGAAGGGAAGAACUUUGGCCACUUCAGUGUGGCAGGCAGGAACCCAUUUUUGGUGGUCUGAUGCCAAGUUGCUACUCUGGUAAAACUGUCGUGAUGACCUUAAAGGAAGACUGUCGUGGCCUUUUAAUAAAUUGGGCUUUUCAAGUA